This is a messenger RNA of Moneuplotes crassus, 1595 nucleotides long. NCBI's taxonomy places the organism in Eukaryota, Ciliophora, Spirotrichea, Euplotida, Euplotidae. The record is from the annotation of a GenBank genome assembly.
AUAGCAAAGAGAUUCAACAAGCGUUAAAGAAGUACAACCUUGACAAUGAUCUUGGCCUUGGUCAGUUCCGAAAGUCGAAGAGUCUUAAGAAAACUUCGCAGUCAAAUUCGCAAAAAUAAAGUUUGUUCAGAAUCUCCAACCAGACAGAAAAUGUCAAUGGUGUAUUACGAAGAUGGCUACAAAAUGAGGAAGAAUCCUCCAUCCCAAAAGAAAAAUGAACAGUUUGUUAAAUUCAAGACAAGAGCUACAAGAAAUAAAACUAUGAAGAAGCUAGAUUUUAUCCAAAAGAGGAAAUCAGGAUGUCUGACAAUGAAUAUAGACAAGCUAAAUUCUAACUCAAACACUAAACUGAGGAAGCGAUCUAAGAAGCCAUAUGAGACUGGAAGAAAAGUAGUCCAAGUCUCUCUCAGCCCAUCCAUUGUGCAUGAGAGGAAGAAGAAGGUCAACAAACAAAUUGAGAAACUGAAAUAAAUUAGUUUACAUCCAUCCUGCUUUGGACUCUAUCCGAAAUACACGGAAGCAGGAAGAUAUAGAAUAUGGAACCUUCAGGACAGAUAUGAGUCCUUUGAGGCUUCUCAAGAAUAUCGGCAACAUGUACUUACACAAUUCUAACUACAUGAGGGAAGAAAUGGACCACAUUAAUGAAGAUUCUGGCUCUGAAGUAGGAGAAGAAGUCUUGGAUGUCAAACGAUAUGAUGAUUACUUCCCUCCAGUUGAGUCAAUAGAGAAAUCUUCCAUUCCUGAGUCUAUACAGCCUAAAUAAAUCCUCUAUGUAUGUUAAUUAUGUUGAUAAGAAUGGAGGAUUCAUGAACAUACAUGAGAAAAUAGAUGGAGAAAUUGUAAUCCCUGAGUUGCCUGAGAUAUUGAAUCUACCUAACAUUGACCCAUACUUACAGAAAGAAAUGCUUGGGAAAAUAAUCCACAGAAUUUCUGCGACAGAAAAAGAAAUGGAAAGAGAGUAUCAGGCUCUCAUAAAACCACCUCCUAGGAUAGCAUCGCCUCUCAGUGAGUCAAAUGAGGAGGAAGUUAUUAAAUUUAAGAAACCGAUGUUCCCCUCUAUUUCAUUGAACGGCCAAAAGUCUAAAUGGAGACUUGACCAGGAAAAGAAGGAGGCUAAAAUCCAAAAGAAUCUUCGUGAUAGGGCUAGGUAUGACACCAAUAAGCCGAAAUACCCAUCAAAGAAGGUAGAGAAGAAGCAUAAUGUGAUGCUAGCUAUGGAAGGUCCUUACUAUUUUGGGGAUGUCGAAGUCAAGAGGUUGAAGAAAAAGCUGUAUGAGUAUAGGUACCCUAAGAGAUCACGAACUAAGAUCCCAUCUCCUCCAUCCAAUCUAGAGCUCACUGAUAAGCUCAAGGUAAGAAAAUUCAAAAUUGAUGGAGUUGAUAGAGAUAAAAAACAGGAAGCUAAAGUCUGGAAGCAGUAUAAGGAAGCCUUUAAUGAGGAGAAGAACAAAAUUAUGGCUGAUAUGUACCUAAGCAGAAUGGCAGCGAAAGCUAAGAAGGAGGAAGAAGUUGAUCAAUUAAGCGAUCCAAUUUUGUAAAAACUUAAUAAAAUUCCUUACCAACAAGCUAGCAUUCUUUGCUUUGGUCUAGAAUUG